ACCCAGCUCACAUAAACAAGGUAAGAACGGUCAGGAUCAUGGUGACGACACUGGAAGACUUGUCUGAUCUGAGAAACACCAGGUUUGGUCAGCCGUAUCCCAGGCAUGGUCUCAGUCUGCUGUGGUGGUUUGCAGAUGAUUGCGUCGACAGGAUCAGCAAUAGAGGAAGAAUGAUGGCACGAUACGACCCUGAAGAUGGAUAUUUUGGCUUCCAUGAGUUUCAUAAUGCUGAAGGUCUUCUUCCAGACACUGAUCUAACAUACUAUGAGGUGGGCAACCUGAGCAACCAUCACCACCAUCUGGGCUCACUGCCUCAUGACGUCUGUAAGAAUUACGAUUCUGAUGUACCUGAUAGCAAUACAGAUCGCAUCAUUGUUUCCAUCGAUUCAGCCCAGAAUGGUGAUAUAUGGUUUGAUGAGGUUUAUGUGACAGAGCAUUCAGAUGAAGAUGACUUCAAUGAGAUGUGCACCUAUCACAUCAGUCAAGAUCUCAUAGAACUUAUUAGAGACUUGGAAUGGAGAGAUUUCAUCAGACAAGUUGUAAUCAAACCGCGUCGUCGUCGCCGAAGAUAGCAAAUCUCUAUCAUGCAGAUUUCUUUAUUAUGAUUAAAUAUAUUCUGUUGGUUCUGGAACAACAAUCUUCUCAAUUAAAUGAAGUGAUUACACAUUCCCAAAACUUUUACCUACACUAUCCCAAAUCUUACAAUUAUUUACCCUUUAAAGUUACUUGUAUUAUAUUUACUACUACUUUCCUACUUUUUUUCUGUUUUUUGUUGCAAACUGAAGAUGAAAUAAAAGCUAGUUUUAAAAACA
Molecule: messenger RNA, 812 nt
Organism: Misgurnus anguillicaudatus (oriental weatherfish)
Lineage: Eukaryota; Metazoa; Chordata; Actinopteri; Cypriniformes; Cobitidae
Source: RefSeq, a predicted model, not a curated record